Messenger RNA from Trifolium pratense (red clover), 589 nucleotides. Its product is annotated as probable small nuclear ribonucleoprotein F. The coding region runs from base 152 to 418 and encodes 88 amino acids. Gene Ontology annotation, cellular component: U1 snRNP; catalytic step 2 spliceosome. The transcript is spliced from 5 exons. Gene Ontology annotation, biological process: mRNA splicing, via spliceosome; spliceosomal snRNP assembly. The record is from RefSeq and is a predicted model, not a curated record. Gene Ontology annotation, molecular function: RNA binding. NCBI's taxonomy places the organism in Eukaryota, Viridiplantae, Streptophyta, Magnoliopsida, Fabales, Fabaceae.
ACCCAAAAACAAUGAGAUCCAAUCCCAAGUUUCUUGAGUGACAAAACCCUAAUUUCAAAUUUGUUAACAAAACAACCCUAAUUUCCACCAAGCUCAAACAGAGAGAAGAAGAAUCACCGUUCCAGCGUCUCCAUUUUCGUACCGUUCUACAAUGGCCACUAUACCUGUUAAUCCCAAGCCUUUUUUGAACAAUUUGACUGGGAAGCAUGUUAUUGUCAAACUAAAAUGGGGAAUGGAGUACAAAGGUUAUCUUGUUUCAGUUGAUUCCUAUAUGAACUUGCAGUUGGCCAACACUGAAGAGUACAUUGAGGGAAAUUUCACUGGAAACUUGGGAGAGAUUUUAAUCAGAUGCAACAAUGUUCUCUAUCUUCGCGGAGUACCAGAGGAUGAAGAAAUUGAAGAUGCUGCUGAAGACUAGAAUGAAAAAAAAAACUGAUAACUGUCAAUUUAUUUACUGUUUUUGUAUCUUCAAUUAAAUGCAUGUGUUUUUCUUGUGUAGUUAUGUGUAGAGAUUUGAAUCAAUGAUACCCUCAACAAUGGGGUGUAGAUGUUAAAACUGUUCAAAUUAAAUGACGCAAUUCACUGGAAA